This is a messenger RNA of Cylas formicarius (sweet potato weevil), 1748 nucleotides long. RefSeq lists its product as uncharacterized. Gene Ontology annotation, molecular function: protein-arginine N-methyltransferase activity. The transcript has 8 exons. Gene Ontology annotation, cellular component: nucleus. Gene Ontology annotation, biological process: peptidyl-arginine methylation. NCBI's taxonomy places the organism in Eukaryota, Metazoa, Arthropoda, Insecta, Coleoptera, Brentidae. Bases 171 to 1724 code for a protein of 517 amino acids. The record is from RefSeq and is a predicted model, not a curated record.
UGAAAAUUCUGUAAUUUGUCAAAUGAUAAUUGCAACACCUGAUUGAAUUUGAUCAAUAUUCCUCCAUCCCAUAUUUUUAGAUAAUUCCGCUUUUCUCAAGUUUAUCUAGCAAAUGUUUUUGAAAUUUGUUUGAAAAUAAUUUAUUUACUCAAGCACGUGUGUUUAUAAUUAUGGAAGCUGUACCCUCUGGGUCUAGGGUAUUUUCAGGGGUCGCCAAGAGCGAAGAUGAUGACUCUGAUGACUGGGAUGAAAUGGAAGUAAGUGGUGAACAAACAUCCUGUUUGUUUUGUCCUUUGCAGUUUCAUACAAUUGCUGUGGCUUUAGACCAUUGUCGAAAGGAGCAUGAUUUUGAUUUGCUCACUUUAAAGAAUAAAUACAGCAUGGACUGUUAUUCCUACAUAAAAAUGAUCAAUUACAUACGACUGCAAAAGCCACAUCCUAAACUUCUAUUGGAAGCACCUGUUGCCUUGUGGGAAGAUGAUUGUUAUUUGAAGCCUGGUGAAAUGGAACCUUGGUUAAUGUAUGAUUUUGAAGAUUUAGGUAGUGCCCCAUCUACUCCACAUUAUGCUGUUGACGGUAAAGCUCCAAUCAGCAAUCUAAAUUUUGCUGAGUUGCAAAGACAUAUUCAUAGCUUAAAUCUUCAGUUAAAACAAAGAGAUAUGCUGAUUGAUAGUUACAUAAGAGAUAUGGAGAAAAUGAAGCAGGUUACAAGAACCAUAGUGGAAACUGGUGAGAAAUUAACCAAGGAGGGUCAAAUAAAUGUCUCAAAUUCCGGCUGUGAUAGUUAUGAUUAUUUUAAUUCCUAUUCUCAUUUUGGAAUACACCAUGACAUGUUAAAUGACAAAGUGAGAACAGAGAGUUACAGGGAUGCAAUACUAACUAAUUCGGACCAAUUUCGCGGUAAAAUUGUUUUGGAUGUCGGUUGCGGAACUGGAAUUUUGGCAAUGUUUUCUGCAAAAGCCGGUGCUCAAAAAAUAUACGGAGUCGACCAGUCAGAAGUAGUUUACAAAGCUAUGGACAUAGUGAGAGAAAACAACUUGGCAGACAGGGUUCACUUAAUUAAAGGGCAGUUGGAGAAGACCAAUUUGCCCAUUGAAAUGGUUGAUAUAGUAGUUUCAGAAUGGAUGGGAUAUUUUCUGCUUUUUGAGGGAAUGUUGGACAGUUUUAUUUUUGCUCGAGAUAAAUAUCUAAAACCUGGUGGUCUAAUUCUACCCAGCCGAUGUACAAUUAGUUUGUGUGGAGUAUCAGACAUUGAGCGUUAUGAUAACUUAAUAAAUUUUUGGGAUGAUGUGUAUGGUUUCUCGAUGAAGUGCAUGAAAUCGGAGGUUGUACAAGAGGCUGUCAUCGAGACUGUAGCCCAGGACAAGGUUAUAACGGAUUCCAUUGUAGUAACAGACAUAGAUUUAAACACUUGUGGCACUGAUACCUGUAACUUUAGCAACAAUUUUGUAUUUAAAUCUAUGAAGGCUGGAAUUUUAACGGCCGUAGCUGGUUACUUUGACACUUUCUUCGAGCUGACCAACAAGGUUGGGUUUUCAACAGGACCCCAUGCACCAAAAACUCAUUGGCAGCAAACCGUUUUUUAUUUGAAAGAUACCAUUGAGGUGCAAGAAGGUGAAUCCAUUGAAGGUUCCAUAACAUGUUCCAGGCUGAAAAAAAACUUAAGAGGCCUCUCUGUAACUAUAGUUCUAAAGAACAAAACCUUCCAGUACACUAUAGAUUGAAAAUAAAUAACUUACAAAUAAGAA